Molecule: messenger RNA, 902 nt
Organism: Chara braunii
Lineage: Eukaryota; Viridiplantae; Streptophyta; Charophyceae; Charales; Characeae
Source: the annotation of a GenBank genome assembly
GCAUGGAGACAGACACAGAAACGGGCAUGGAGACAGACACAGAAACGGGCAUGGAGACAGACACAGAAACGGGCAUGGAGACAGACACAGAAACGGGCAUGGAGACAGGUGCGGAGGCAGGCAUAGAGACAGGUGCAGAGGCGAGGACGAAAGUACACGAGGUACCUAUAGGGGGUGGUAGAGUAGUCGGAAGGUGGGUAACAGACGGCGAUAAAACCAGGGGAAAUAAAAGCGGUGAAGAUGGGGGGGAUGAAGUCAGGGGUGGUGAAGUGGCUGAAGCAGAGACAGGGGGGCCAGUCGUAGGUGAGACCCGAAGAGGGGACUCUGCAGGUGGUAUUGCAGGCAUGGCCACGGAUGCCAUGGAGGAACGCACCGAGACCAAGGGCGACACAACAUAUGCGGUGGUCACGGAUGCCAUGGAGAAACACACCGAGACCAAGGGCGACACAACGGCUGCGGUGGCCACGGAUGCCACAGAGGAACACAUCGAGACCAAAGGCGACACAACAGCUGUGGGUCGAGUUGCUCCCGCGGAAUCAAUCGUAGAAGCAACCAAGGCCGAUGAGGAAGAGGCUGCGAACCGAAAAGGGGCAGCCAGGGUCACAAACGGCAUGGAAGGGGUUACUAAGACUGAUGAGGACGCAGGUGCGGCAGACRCAGGUAAUGAAGAAGAGGCUGUGAUAGGUGUGACAGGCGCCGAUAAUGAAGAAGGAGCUGUGACAGGCGUAGUCCGAGGACAGUGUGUAGAUACCCGAGAAAGCGGGUGAUGAAUAGACCAUCGAAGCAUGCUGCGGAACCAGYUGGAGAGGCGGGUCACAUGCGCAGGGUACCUGUGUUGACGUUUACGAAUAUAGGAAGUCCAUCCUUUCGCAAGCGUUGAUGGAGAGUGCCCGCGAAAAAGC